AUGACGGGUUGGAAAGCGCGUACCACGUGCUCAAACUCCGGUAGCACCAACAUCCACUGCUCCAACAACAGUAUCAGCAAAAUCCACUGCGCCAACAACAGUAGAACCAACAUCAACUGUGCCAACAACAGAAGCAGCAAUAUCCACUGCACCAACAACAGUAGCACCAACAUCUUCUGUGCAAAUAACAACACCAGAACCAACAUCUACUGCCCCAUCAACAACAGCACAACCAACAUCUACAGUGGUAACAACAGCACAACCAAUAUCUACAGUGGAAACAACAGCAGCACAAACAUCAACUGCUCCAACAACAACAGCAGAACUGACAUCCACUGUGGCAACAACAGUAGCACAAAUUUCUACUGUGCCAACAUCAACAGCAAAACCAACAUCUACUGCACCAACUACAGUUGCUCCAACAUCUACUAUGCCAACAACAACAGUAGUACCAACAUCUACUGCCCCAAAAACAGUAGCACCAACAUCUACUGCCCCAACAACUGUAGCACCAACAUCUACUGCUACAACUACAGUUGCUCCAACAUCUACAAUACCAACAACAACAGUAGUACCAACAUCUGCUGCCCCAACAACAGUAGCACCAACAUCGACUGCCCCAACAAUAGUAGCAACAACAUCUACUGCCCCAACAAAAGUAGCACAAACAUCUACUGCCCCAACAACACACAACCAACAUCUACAGUGGCAACAACAGCACAACCAACAUCUACUGCCCCAACAACAGUAGCACCAAUAUCUACUGCCGCAACAACAGUAGCACCAACAUCAACUGCUCCGACAACAGUAGCAACAACAACAGUACACCAACAUCCACUGCACCAACAACAGAAGCACCAACAUCCACUGCACCAACAACAGAAGCACCAACAUCCACUGCGCCAACAACAACAUAGCACCAACAUCCACUGCUCCAACAACUCUAGCACCAAAAUCUACUGCUACAACAAUAGUAGCACAAACAUCUACUGCCCCAACAACAGUAGCACCAACAUCUACUGCGCCAACUACAGUUGCUCCAACAUCUACUAUGCCAACAACAACAGUAGCACCAACAUCUACAGUGGUAACAACAGCACAACCAAUAUCUACAGUAGAAACAACAGCAGCACAAACAUCAACUGCUCCAACAACAACAGCAGAACUGACAUCCACUGUGGCAACAACACACAGCCAACAUCUACUGCCCCAACAACUGUAGCACCAACAUCUACUGCGCCAACUACAGUUGCUCCAACAUCUACUAUGCCAACAACAACAUCUGCUCCAACAACAGUAGCACCAACAUCCACUGCGCCAACAACAGAAGCACCAACAUCCACUGCGCCAACAACAGAAGCACCAACAUCCACUGCGCCAAUAACAGUAGCAACAAUAUCCACUUUGCCAAAAACAGUAACACAAACAUCUACUGUGCCAACAACAACAGCACAACCAACAUCUACAGUGGCAACAACAGCACAACCAACAUCUACUGCCCCAACAACAGUAGCACCAAUAUCUACUGCCGCAACAACAGUAGCACCAACAUCAACUGCUCCGACAACAGUAGCAACAACAACAGUAGCACCAACAUCUACAACACCAACAACAGUAGCACCAACAUCCACAGCUCCAACAUCUCUAGCACCAAAAUCUACUGCUACAACAAUAGCAACACAAACAUCCACUGCUCCAACAACACACCAACAUCCACUGCACCAACAACAGAAGCACCAACAUCCACUGCACCAACAACAGAAGCACCAACAUCCACUGCGCCAACAACAACAUAGCACCAACAUCCACUGCUCCAACAACUCUAGCACCAAAAUCUACUGCUACAACAAUAGUAGCACAAACAUCUACUGCCCCAACAACAGUAGCACCAACAUCUACUGCGCCAACUACAGUUGCUCCAACAUCUACUAUGCCAACAACAACAGUAGCACCAACAUCUACAGUGGUAACAACAGCACAACCAAUAUCUACAGUAGAAACAACAGCAGCACAAACAUCAACUGCUCCAACAACAACAGCAGAACUGACAUCCACUGUGGCAACAACAGUAAUACAAACUUCUACUGUGUCAACAUCAACAGCACAACCAACAUCUACUGCACCAAAUACAGUUGCUCCAACAUCUACUAUGCCAACAACAACAGCACAGCCAACAUCUACUGCCCCAACAACUGUAGCACCAACAUCUACUGCGCCAACUACAGUUGCUCCAACAUCUACUAUGCCAACAACAACAUUGCUCCAACAUCUACUAUGCCAACAACAACAGCACAACCAACAUCUACAGCCUCAACAACAGGAGCACAAAUAUCAACUGCUCCAAUAACAGUAGCAACAACAUCACAACCAACAUCUACAGUGGCAACAACAGCACACACAACCAACAUCUACUGCGCCAACUACAGUUGCUCCAACAUCUACUAUGCCAACAACAACAGCACAACCAACAUCUACAGCCUCAACAACAGGAGCACAAAAAACAACUGCUCCAAUAACAGUAGCAACAACAUCACAACCAACAUCUACAGAGGCAACAACAGCACAGCCAACAUCUAUUGCCCCAACAACUGUAGCACCAACAUCUACUGCGCCAACUACAGUUGCUCCAACAUCUACUAUGCCAACAACAACAGUAGCACCAACAUCUACAGUGGUAACAACAGCACAACCAAUAUCUACAGUAGAAACAACAGCAGCACAAACAUCAACUGCUCCAACAACAACAGCAGAACUGACAUCCACUGUGGCAACAACAGUAAUACAAACUUCUACUGUGCCAACAUCAACAGCACAACCAACAUCUACUGCACCAAAUACAGUUGCUCCAACAUCUACUAUGCCAACAACAACAGUAGCACCAACAUUUACGGCCCCAACAACUGUAGCACCAACAUCUACUGCUCCAACAACAGUAGCACCAACAUCCUCUGCUCCAACAACAGCAGCACCAACAUCCACUGCUCCAACAACAGAAGCACCAAAAUCCACUGUGCCAACAACAACAUCACAACCAACAUCUACAGUGGCAACAACAGCACAAACAAUAUCUACUGCCCCAACAACAGUAGCGCCAAUAUCUACUGCCGCAACAACAGUAGCACCAACAUCAACUGCUCCGACAACAGUAGCAACAACAACACACCAACAUCUACUGCUCCAACAACAGUAGCACCAACAUCCUCUGCUCCAACAACAAUAGCACCAACAUCCACUGCACCAACAACUGAAGCACCAACAUCCACUGCACCAACAACAGAAGCACCAACAUCCACUGCACCAAUAACAGUAGCACCAAUAUCCACUUUGCCAAAAACAGUAACACAAACAUCUUCUGUCACAACCAACAUCUACUGCGCCAACUACAGUUGCUCCAACAUCUACUAUGCCAACAACAACAGCACAACCAACAUCUACAGCCUCAACAACAGGAGCACAAAAAUCAACUGCUCCAAUAACAGUAGCAACAACAUCACAACCAACAUCUACAGUGGCAACAACAGCACAGCCAACAUCUAUUGCCCCAACAACUGUAGCACCAACAUCUACUGCGCCAACUACAGUUGCUCCAACAUCUACUAUGCCAACAACAACAGUAGCACCAACAUCUACAGUGGUAACAACAGCACAACCAAUAUCUACAGUAGAAAAAACAGCAGCACAAACAUCAACUGCUCCAACAACAACAGCAGAACUGACAUCCACUGUGGCAACAACAGUAAUACAAACUUCUACUGUGCCAACAUCAACAGCACAACCAACAUCUACUGCACCAACUACAGUUGCUCCAACAUCUACUAUGCCAACAACAACAGCACAGCCAACAUCUACUGCCCCAACAACUGUAGCACCAACAUCUACUGCAACAACUACAGUUGCUCCAACAUCUACUAUGCCAACAACAACAGUAGCACCAACAUCUACUGCCCCAACUACAGUAGCACCAACAUCUACUGCCCCAACAUUAGCAGCACAAACAUCUACUGCCCCAAAAACAGUAGCACCAACAUCUACUGA
Messenger RNA from Myxocyprinus asiaticus (Chinese sucker), 4035 nucleotides. RefSeq lists its product as uncharacterized. The coding region runs from base 1 to 4035 and encodes 1344 amino acids. The transcript is spliced from 13 exons. NCBI's taxonomy places the organism in Eukaryota, Metazoa, Chordata, Actinopteri, Cypriniformes, Catostomidae. The record is from RefSeq and is a predicted model, not a curated record.